Messenger RNA from Rangifer tarandus platyrhynchus (Svalbard reindeer), 480 nucleotides. NCBI's taxonomy places the organism in Eukaryota, Metazoa, Chordata, Mammalia, Artiodactyla, Cervidae. The record is from the annotation of a GenBank genome assembly.
AUGCUUAUAAACAAGAGUCCCUACAUCAUGCAGUCAUUACAGAAACUGAAUGAAACAUUGUAUGCAGACACUGCAGGAAAACUCCGCGGCGGGGAGGCGCCCGCGACCCCGCCCCAGCCUGUGCGCUUGGCCUCUCUGAGCCCGGCCCGGGCGGGAGCCGAGCGGUGCGCGGGCAGCAGACGGCGCCCAGGUCUCUGCUCCAAAGCCAGUGUGGCCACGGGCCUUGUUCUCUGCCUCCUUGCUCUUCCUGGGACCCCGGAGACGCCUGGGCCUGAGGUGCCUGUCUUAGAAGGGCUCCUGCUCCUUACGCCCCCAGAACCCAGUGUUCCUGGGCCAAGAGGUGCCCUGGUGGCAUCCUGCCCAUUCUCCUCCACUUCCUACGCUCCUGGAGAACCAACAUUUUUUCCUUCUGCUUCAGCUAAGUGCCUCAGGGGCCACAUGGAGCCAGUGACCUCAGAGGAGCUGCACCCUAAGAACUAG